Oreochromis niloticus (Nile tilapia) is the source of this 1473-nucleotide messenger RNA. RefSeq names its product linkage group 12 C22orf39 homolog (gene lg12h22orf39). The record is from RefSeq and is a predicted model, not a curated record. The transcript has 3 exons. The coding region runs from base 496 to 864 and encodes 122 amino acids. Lineage: Eukaryota; Metazoa; Chordata; Actinopteri; Cichliformes; Cichlidae.
AAUUUGAUUUGCAUUGUUUAUGAGAAGACUGAAAAUAAUCAAAGUCAAAUCCUGAUGAUGUAGGUCGCAAGGUGAUUAGCUUUAGAUGCUAAACCGCAAAUUUACUCUUCUGUAGCAUCUAGCAGUGUCAGACAAAGAAGAUCCGAGGAGGCGAAGUAUAUUUUUUGAUUCACGAAAUGCACUAAUAUCUGGGCUUGCUGGUCAAAUUUAAAAAUAGCAUGUGUGUAGUUGGAAAGUCAAAUCAGCCACUGAGCAAACUGAGGGUCAGCCCAUUCUUAAUACGACCGCAGAGGGGCGCUGUUUCAAUGUUGAACACUUUAGAGACUCAGGUUAAACACUCACCGGCCAUUACGUCAUGCUUGUACUGGGUUAGACUCUCUUCAGAACUGCGUUAAUUCUUCGUGGCACAGAUUCAAGAAGGUGUUGAAAACAUUCAUCAGAGAUUUCCAGUUUGGCACGACAGCAUCACACACUUGCUGCUGACAGAAAUGUGAGAUGAACAUCAAUAAACUUCUCACCAUACCAGCCAAAUGUCGCUGCAGAAAUUCGAACUCGUCAGAGCAGCCACCGCGGGCAUGUGAAGACUACUGGAGUGAGUUUAGACACUGCAAAAGUUUAAAAAACUGCUUUCACCACUACUACACUUACGGUACCGUGCCGUCCUGCCAGCAGUGGAAAGAGGACUACCAUAACUGCAGAGAGUGGGAGAAACAUAGAGGCACCGAGGCUAAGGAGGCGUUGCGGAGAAGUGAGAAAAUCCGAGUGGCAGAGCAAAGAAACUUCAUUCCAGUGUGGCAGCUCAGGCAGGAGCCUCCUAGAGACUGGCACGUGCCACUGAACCAGGAGAAGCCUCAGGACUCCUGAACAUCGAGUUUUGACAACAUGCUGUGUUUCAGUUAAAGAGCCUGGACAUUCUUGUGAUCACGAGCUGUCAUGAGUUGUAUUCAGAGAACUGCUGUAUGUAAAAUGAUAUGUACAGUAUGUCUAACAGCAGCUAGUGGUCAGCGAUGAGGAUUCAGCCUCUGUUUUAUCAGUGAAUAUGAUCUCUUUCCAGGCAGGCUGGUGUGUCAUAGGUACUAAUUCUGCAAAGCUUGUGUAAACUUAAGCACAAAGACCGACUGCACUCGGAGACUCUGUGAAAAUUAGCUCUAUAUUAUCCUUAUUUUGACAGGAUAUAUAAUCAAUCCAUGUAAUCAGUGAUCUGCUUCAUUCUCUUUGAAAAAGGUGAAGAGCCAGGUCUUUGCAUGGUACUGGUAGGCCUAUAUGUAUUUGUCAGCUGCUAAGCAUAUGAAUUGACUUUAAGAAAGGUUAAUUAUGUAGCUCUUGAUGCUGGAGUCAGGUCUAUGGGAUGUUUAAUCUUACUGAAAAAUUGACAUGACAGAAUCCAGAGUUGUGUAGCAGUUUUCUGCCUUAUAACAUGACAUGUUCAAAAAGAUUCUGGAAACUGGAUCAAUAAAAAGAUGUAAAUUUUUA